CGCCGCUCUUACGUCGAACACGUCAGGAGCGUCACCAGACACAGAACCACAUGACCAACACUCGCAAAGCAGCACCACUACUACAUCCUCUACGAGCACUGGUCCACAGGAAACGUCGACGUCUCAAUACCAGAAAAAGGUGGAGAUGGACGCAUCCGACAGUACCAACCGAUCGCUACCACUUGGUGCAAGAAGAAUUAACUAUUGGAAAGGCUAUAGCAGGAGAAAAAUCACUCACGACCUGCCAACACUGCCCGUGUCACAACCGUAUAUGCCAUCUAGCCUGAGUCCUUUGCAUAUCUCCACUGCAUCAGCACAAAAGGUGCCCACGGGUAAGAGAAAAACAGACAAAGAAGACGCCUGCAUGCCCCCUACUACAGCAGCCGCAGACGAGGCGACGUCUUCUAAACGAUCAAAACGUCAUGAAAGCGGUGACGUCACGGUACAUCACGCUAAUGGCCCAACUGAACCUCCGGUGUCAUCAGAGAAAGACAUGUCACCCUACCAGACACCGUCAGAAAACGAGAUCGUACCAUAUCGUGACCUGUCCGUAGACGCACCAUCAGAAGAACAGAUCCGUCCAUAUUGGACACAACCCAAAAGUCCAGCCUUACACAUUGAAUGGGUAUCUUCAAUUUCGAAGGGCUCGGUUGAGUCUUGGAAGAAAGACGUCGAGGGCAAAGAGCAAAGCGAAAAGAAUCCGUCAGACAGGAAGCCGAGUAACUCUCCCGAGACCUCAGAAGAUAGUGCAGCGGCUGCAAAUGACUUAUCUAAACCCUCGUCAUCUGUAAUGCAAAACAAAGCUGACACUCAUCGGCAAACUCUGCAAUUGGAAAGUGGUGCGAUCCCAGCAACACAGCAGUCCAGACCUUCAAAGACACGGAAAAAACGGAAAAAAGUAAUCACGGCUGAGCCCAGACAACAGGAAAAUAUCAGAGAUCCGACUGAACAAGCUAAGCCCACGAUAGCAGAGGAGGAGGCUGUGCCGACGUCAAGGAAGACAGAUAACGACGACGCAAAGACGAAUCAGUCAUCGUUACCUACGUCACUGCAGGAACCAGGUGUCUCUCCACAGGGAAGAGAAGGGAUGUCACACACGCGGGACUUUUCUCUACCCGUAAAAUUACGACAGUUCGCCUUACCUGGCAUGGGGCGACGAAACGAUGGGGACACGUCACAGUACCAUGUGGCUACAAGUACUACAUCUAAAAUGCCACGCGAAACGGUAGAUUCUUAUCAAGGAGACGGAGAGAGUGAACAAAAUCAUCCCACACUAUCAAAACAAGCUGUUAAGUGGUUACCAAUGCUAGAUACGCGACUACAUGUUUUGGGUUGGACUAGAGUUCACAGCGACCAACUUUGCUCAAGAAAUACAGAAGAGUCUACAAGUACUGCAUCUAAAAUGCCACGCGAAAUGGUAGAUUCUUAUCAAAGAGACGGAGAGAGUGCACGAAAACAUUUCACACUAUCAAAAGAAGUUGUUUCGUCGUUUCCAAUGCCAGGAACGCGACUGCAUGGGUUAGCAGAGACGAGAGUUUACGGCGACCAACCUUGCCAAAGAAAUGCAGAAAAGGACGACGAAAAUCAUGUAGAGAGGACGACGACAGUGUCGGGAAUGACAUCAGACAUCGCCAACUGCACUCCAAAAGAGCCUGAAACUGUGGACACGAAUUCUCACAGCAGCGUGUUGUCGUCAGUUCUACACGAAGCAACCAUAUACAAGAGACAGGAAGGACAUAGCGACAGAUCUUCAAUGAACUUACAUUCCUCUGCGAUGGCACCAGAACCAAUUGCUUACUCAGAAAGACAAGUACAGGCAAACGACACGCCCGCAGUUCCACAGCCGUCCGUUUCCUCUUACCACGGACAAGAUGGACAAUCUGCAACAGAAACUCAUAUGGAACACAGGCCAUCCGAACCAACUACAUCUUAUGAAAGAGAAAGACGACUCAACCAUGAGACGACACUGGUUAAAGAGUCGUCCUUAGUGUUUCCUUACCGCCGAACAAGUGAUGAAAGUCCUGGAACACAAUCUCACAGUGGCUCUCCUUCUUCAGUGAUACGGGAAGCCCUGCCUAGCUACCAAAAGCUGGUCCAAGUCAAUGGCUCCACUGUCUGGGUCCCACGCUCGUUUGCCGCCAUUUCACCACUGUCAUUUCGUCCUUUACAUGUCAAUCCUGGAAUCACGGGUCACGCACACGAAUCAUAUGCAUCGCCAUCUUCGCAAAUAGAGAAUAUCGAGACGCGUCCACAGAGAGAGCCUAUACCAAUGGAGUCUCAAGAAGCCAUGCCAAACCACCACCAAGUGGACAAAGAUGGAGCGAACUCUCGUGAAAAUCAAACAUCAGAAGAGCAGAACGCGUACAAUGAUCAACCGGCGACAUUUCUGACGCAGAAUGACAUCAACUUUGUAAUAAAACAGGAGCCACUGUCCCCCCUGAGUGACACUGUGAAUGAGGAGGAAAGGGAGUUGAUCCAAGGCGUCCUCAGUGGAGCGUCUCUGGCGGAGAGUCUCGAGCAACAGAUGCUGGAAAGCGGGGACGCACCACCAAGGGAAAUGGAUUGGCAAGAUCUGCAAGAAACAGGCGCUGAUGAAGGCUCGUCCUCUGAGAAAUCGGACGGCAGCCGGAAGUUGACGAAGCUGUACUACUGCCCGCUGUGUUCGUACUUCACCCGUCACCGGGGCAACAUCAAACAACACGUGCGCGUGCACACCCGUGAGAGACCCUUCAAGUGCCCCUUGUGCGAGUACACGGGCGCCAGGAAGGAGCACGUCCAGGUCCACAUGAAGCGACACACCGGUGAGAGACCCUUCAAGUGCGACCACUGCGACUACAGGACCAGUCGGAAGCCCGAUCUGGUCAAACAUCUCCGCACGCAUUCCGGAGACCGUCCGUACGCGUGCCCGAAGUGUGCGUACCGAGCUGCCGUCCAGUCUGCUCUGGUCAACCAUCUCAGAACUCACACCGGGGAGAAACCCUACAAGUGUCCUUUUUGUAAUUACUGCACGGCAAGAAAAAGGGACCUGUCUAAACAUAUGGAGAAACAUAGUGAAGAUGAGAGAUGUCAGGCGGUUGAACAGUACUACUAUCAUCUGAGUAGUAGUGACAAUACGGCAGACGAUAAAUAAUGCUCCUUUACAAAAACUCUUUUUCUGAAAGUACGACUGCCUGGUCUUCCUGAGUAGUAUCAUGAUGGUAUUUUGAUAAAUAAAAAUACAAAACACACAAAAUGUAGAUGGCAAAAAUAAAGGACAUGGCACUUCUGUGAAUGUAUAUAUAUUUUAGUCGAGAGAAAGUAGUACAGCCUAAUAUCUCUAUACGUACCUGAUGGCCUUUUCUCUGAAAGCUUGAUGCCAGGAAGCGACAAAGAUCGAGUGUUUAUUUACGUCGGUGGGACUCCAUUGUGUAAAUUGUAGCUAAAUUUCUAUAUCGUUUGUGCUGGUGAAUUUUUUUUCAGGUUGUUACUAUUGUAAAAGAAGGACAUAGUAUUGGAAGAUGGAGUU
Molecule: messenger RNA, 3505 nt
Organism: Branchiostoma floridae (Florida lancelet)
Lineage: Eukaryota; Metazoa; Chordata; Leptocardii; Amphioxiformes; Branchiostomatidae
Exons: 3
Coding region: 146-3130 (994 amino acids)
Biological process (GO): regulation of transcription by RNA polymerase II
Cellular component (GO): nucleus
Molecular function (GO): RNA polymerase II transcription regulatory region sequence-specific DNA binding; DNA-binding transcription factor activity, RNA polymerase II-specific
Source: RefSeq, a predicted model, not a curated record